AUGUCCUACUACGACAACCCUCAGUGGUCUGGCCCGGCCCAGAAUAAUUGGGAGCACCAGGGUGCCGCUGCCCCUGCUCGCACCGCUGGUGCCAGCGGACCCCAGCCCCAAGACGAUUACGCCUUCUCGUAUCAAUUUGACGAGGUUGAUCGCGCCUACGAGAACCUGCAAAAGUCGGGCAAGGGCUAUGGAAUGGGCGGACGCCACUCUCGAGCCUCUCACGGUGGCGGCCCCCGCUCUCACGCCAUCAACAACUUCGACGACGUCCGCGGCGCCCAGGGACCGAACCUCCACAACUUUUACGCCUCCCAGCGCCAUCAGCCUUCGCGGGGCACCAACGAGGCAGAGCAGUUCAUGCAGACCAAGAGAAGGAUGGCGGCCCAGCGGGAACGAGAGCUGCGUAACCGACACACGGAGCAGCAAUACCAACGAAAUGACUUGGCUGAGGCGCCCCAGCACGGCAACAAGCACAUGUCUGAGGAGGAGACGCGCGAGCUCAUCGCCCGUCAGCGCAGCGCCCUCUACGGAGAAGGGCCCUUUGCCGACAAGAGUAGCUACGUGGACGAGUCGGGCAACAUCCGAUCCGGCGCUCCCCGCCCCAGCGGCCCCUCGAGCAUCCGCGGCCCCUCGCCUCUGACCUUUGACGGCGUUGGUCGAACCCCCUCGGUUGCGGAUGCCGGAACACCCGCCUCUGCCAGUGACCACAACAACGCCCCGGCCAUCCCCAGCCCGCGCCCGCAAAGCACGACCAGCCCUCAGACUGCCGGGCCCACCAACAAGGUUUUCGACAACGCCAUGGGCCUGCAGAGCCGCACGAGCACCUCGAGCCCAACUGGUGCAUCUCCUCCUCGAGACCUGGCCCCGGGGUCCAAGCCUGGCCCGUCCGGGGCAACGGUCGCGCCAAUCGGCACCCGCCCCUCCGGCACGCCGUCGACAGCUACAUCCGGGAAGCGCUCCACCACGCCCCUUGCUUCGCCCGGCGGCUGGGGACGCGGCAACGGUGUCUGGGGCCAGUCCUCUGGCCUCGGCGCCCAAGCCAGCGUGUGGGGGUAA
This is a messenger RNA of Hirsutella rhossiliensis, 1053 nucleotides long. RefSeq lists its product as uncharacterized. NCBI's taxonomy places the organism in Eukaryota, Fungi, Ascomycota, Sordariomycetes, Hypocreales, Ophiocordycipitaceae. The transcript has 5 exons. The record is from RefSeq and is a predicted model, not a curated record. Bases 1 to 1053 code for a protein of 350 amino acids.